Messenger RNA from Lodderomyces pseudojiufengensis, 1647 nucleotides. It is a transcript of the gene PTH2, whose product is annotated as Pth2p. NCBI's taxonomy places the organism in Eukaryota, Fungi, Ascomycota, Pichiomycetes, Serinales, Debaryomycetaceae. Gene Ontology annotation, molecular function: DNA binding. The record is from RefSeq and is a predicted model, not a curated record. The coding region runs from base 1 to 1647 and encodes 548 amino acids. The transcript has a single exon.
AUGAAUUCAGAUUUAAAUUAUUCACAUAACUCAACUUCAUAUUCUACUUUAAACUCAAGUCUUAAUUCAAAUACAGAUAAUAAUACUACCCAUUCAAAUUAUGGGUCAACAUCAUCCGCAUCUUCACUUUCUUCAGGUGAAGAAGAACCAUUCCAAAAAUCUAAUAGACCUCACCUUAGACAACCACCAUUUGAAUCAUCAUUACCACAUUUAAAUACUAAUAAUUAUUCUAAUUCAAAUUCAAAUUCAAAUUUGAAUUUAAAUUCUUUACCUAAUUCAAAUUCAAAUCAGAUACCAAAUUCAAUUCCACAUUCAUCAACAUCAUUUUCACCUUCUCCAUCACCUCCAAAAUCAAAUUCUUUACAAAAUAGUCAUAUAAUUACUUAUAUUGGUAGAAUAUAUUCAAUACUAGAUGCAUUAUUACUAAUAGAAGCAUGUAGAUUAAAAAUGUUACCAAUAAUAAAUAGAAGAUUAACUAUCCUUGAAAGAUCAAAAUUUAUAAAACCAAAUACAAUAUUUAUAUGGAAUGAAACAUCAUGUGGUAUGAAAAGAUGGACAGAUGGGAAAAUUUGGUCAGCAUCAAAAGUUUAUAAUGGGAAUUUUUUACAAUAUAAAGAAUUAAAUAAAUUUACUAAAAAGGAAGAAACUAAUGGAUUAAUUAAACAACUGUAUUCAUUAACAACAAAAACAAAUCAAAGAUUUCAUUUAAUUUCAUAUUUUAAAAAUAAUUAUCAUGAAGAUUUUUUAAAUAAUGUCAAUAAUAAUAGUGGUAGUAUGGAUUUUCUGGAAAAUUUAAAUUUAGUAAAUAUACCAUCUCAUGAUCCAAAAUUAAAAGGUUUGAAAUUAUCAAAUGACAUAUAUCCUGAUCAUUCGUUACAUACAUUAAAUAAUAAUUCACCAUUAGUUGAAAAAUCAAAAUUACAACAACAACAACAACAACAACAACAAUCAAGACAACCUAGUUUUUCAAAAAAUCAUCAAUAUCACCAUCAUAACAACAAUCAAAGCCCAAAUGUUCAACAAAAUCAACAAAAUAACUCAGAGCAUAAUAGUAUAGUCUUACCACCUCAACUACCUCAUUUUUCUUCAAAUCCAAAUAAUUUACAACAAUUGCAUAAUAUGAAUUAUGAUCCAUAUAUCAAUAAUUCACGUUCUGAUUCUCAUACAAAAUCAGAUGGAUCUAUUCCUACUAUUGAAAAUCAUCACAAUAAUAAUACCAAUUUCUAUGAUAAACAAAAUCCACAGCAUCAAUUUAAUAAUUAUAUAAAACAUGAGAAUAAUCAAAUACCAAGCUAUCGUUCUCAACAACAGCAGCAACAACAAGUACAACAUUCAUUAGGACCACAACAAAUAUCUCAACCUCAACCACAACCUUACAGUACACAGAAAGAACAUAAGUAUAACAAUCAAAAUGGUAAUUACAACAACAAUACCCCACCACAACAAUUAGAUAAAAUACAGCAUCAUGCACCAAAUACUUCAGAUAAUGAACCAAGAGAUAAACUACAAGAUUUAAUUGAACAAAAUAAUCAAAUACAUAAACAUGGAAGACAAAAUUCAAAUUCAACACCAAAUAUAAAUUCAAAUCCUAAUUCCAAUUUUGAUUCAAGAAUUAUUGAAGUUUUGAAUAAAGGUUGGUUGAAAUAA